AUGUCAGAUGAACUGAAUCAAUUAUCAAAUACUGAUCCUGUUAAUCAAACUUUACUCACAACUCAAUCUCAAAAUGGAUCAAAAGAUCUGGCUGUAUGUGUUGAAGGUGCAUGGAAAAAUUAUGGUCAUUGGUGGAAAUCUAUGACAGCUUUACAUGAUGUUACUCUUCAUGUACCAACAGGAUUUAUAUAUGGUCUAUUAGGUCCAUCUGGAUGUGGAAAAACAACAUUAUUAAGAUGUAUUGUUGGUCGUUUACAAUUAAAUCGUGGUGAAGCUAUUGUACUUGGUCAUAGACCUGGUAGUCGAGGACAUCAAGUACCUGGCCGAGCUGUUGGUUAUAUGCCACAAGAAACAGCACUAUAUAGAGAAUUUUCAAUAUCUGAAAUGCUUCAUUAUUUUGGUCAUCUUCAUAAUAUGAGUAGAACAGAUAUAUUAUCACAAGAAGAAUUUCUUCUUUCAUUUCUUGAUUUACCUUCACGUGGAAAAAAAAUUGUUCAAUUAAGUGGUGGUCAACAACGUCGUGUAUCAUUAGCAUGUGCUUUACUUCAACAACCACAAUUAUUAUUACUUGAUGAACCAACUGUUGGUCUCGAUCCAUUACUUAGAAAAAAACUUUGGGAUCAUCUUAUUCAUAUAUCAAAAACAAGUCGAACAACAAUAAUAAUAACAACUCAUUACAUUGAAGAAGCAAGACAAGCUGAUAGAGUUGGUCUUAUGCGAAAUGGUCGAAUGUUAGCUGAAGAUGAACCAUCACGUUUGUUGAUUAAAUAUAAUCAAACGAGUUUAGAAAGUGUUUUUCUUUAUUUAUGUGUUGAAGAUCAAAAAAAUGUUCUUAAAAAUUCUACACAUAGUAUUAAUCAAGAUGUUCUAACUAAUAGUGCUUCUAAUGUUAAUAAUGAGAAUGUACCUUCACUUGAUGUAACAACUGGAGAAACUCCUCAUUCAGAAAUUCGUAGAAAAGAAUUAGUAAAAAAUCCUGUAUUACGUGCAAAACGAGCUGCAGUAGAUUGUUGUAUAUGUCCUCAUAUGCAUAAAAUUUAUGCAUUAAUGAUUAAAGAUUUAACAAUGAUCAAAAGAAAUAUUGGUUUUUUAAUUUUUCAAUUUUUAAUACCUCUAAUACAAAUUUCACUUUUUUGUCUUUGUAUUGGUCGUGAUCCUCAACACAUUCCAAUGGCACUUUAUAAUAGUGAAGCAAUCAAUGGAUUUCCAACAGGAAAUUUAAGUUUACAACUUUUAAAUAAAAUAAAUCCCGAACAAAUUCAUUUUACGUCAUUUAAUGAAUUGAAUCAAGCUAUUGCUGCUGUUAAACAAGGUCAUUAUUGGGGUGUCGCUGCUAUUAGAUUAAUUUCAUUGAAAACAGAUUCGGCAACAUUAAACUCAUCAUCCAUUCAUCUUUAUCUUGAUAUGACAAAUCAGCAAGUAUCUUUUGUUAUGCAAAAUGUCAUAUUAAAUAGUACUCAAUUAUUUUUAAAAGAUGUUUUAUCAAGUCAUAAAGUUGAUCCAGCAUUAGCUGAUCCACCUGUUAUAAUAGAAAAUCCAUUAUAUGGAGCAAAAGUUCAAAGAUUUUUAAAUUUUGCUGCACCAGGAAUGAUGAUAUCAAUAAUAUUUUUUUUGGCAAUUGGUUUAACAGCAUUAAUGUUUGUUGUUGAAAAAAAAGAAGGUCUAUUAGAACGUAGUUGGAUUGCUGGUGUAACAACAGUUGAAGUUAUGCUUGCUCAUGUUAUUGUUAAAUUUUUUAUACAAUUUAUUCAAAUUAUUCUAAUGGUUGUUUUUGCUGAUGUUAUUUUUCAAGUAACAAUUCAAGGACCUGUUUUAUUAGCAAUGGCAUUAAUUUUUGUUCAAGGUAUUUGUGGAAUGAGUUAUGGUUUAUUUAUAUCUGCUAUGUGUGAACAAGAAGUUGAAGUAAUGGAAGUAGCACUUGGAAGUGUUUUUCCUAUAUUACUUAGUUCAGGUGUAAUAUGGCCAUUAGAAGGCAUGCCACCCGUCAUGCGUUUUCUGAGUAAUUUCACUCCAUUAACACAUGUUGUUGAAUCAAUGCGAUGUAUUGUUUCUCGAGCAUGGACAAUAGUUUAUUUUAAAGUAUGGUUUGGAUUUAUCAUUUCUGGUGCGUGGAGUUGUGGCUUUUUUACAUUAGCUGCUAUACUUUUUGCACUUCGGAAAUAG
Molecule: messenger RNA, 2163 nt
Organism: Rotaria sp. Silwood1
Lineage: Eukaryota; Metazoa; Rotifera; Eurotatoria; Philodinida; Philodinidae
Source: the annotation of a GenBank genome assembly